Molecule: messenger RNA, 2160 nt
Organism: Cercospora beticola
Lineage: Eukaryota; Fungi; Ascomycota; Dothideomycetes; Mycosphaerellales; Mycosphaerellaceae
Product: ferric reductase family protein
Biological process (GO): intracellular iron ion homeostasis; iron ion transport; copper ion import
Cellular component (GO): plasma membrane
Molecular function (GO): ferric-chelate reductase activity
Source: RefSeq, a predicted model, not a curated record
AUGCUACUACUGUUCUGCCUUCUCAUAAACUGUAUAGUGAGAGCACAUCUGAUACCGAAACCCGAGGAUUCUCAGUACUGUGCAAUAGCAUGCUCAGCUAUCAUCGGCCGGAUCAAAUUCGAACAGAAACCAGCCGAAAACCCAGUCUGCUCUGGAGUGCUCGCAGUUCAAUCAGUCUUCCAUUGCGUCGACCAUUAUUGUGAGCUGGACGAUAUUAACCGGGGCUUGGACUAUCUGAACUGGACAUGUACUCAAGAGAAGCGCUCAUUUUUGAGCCCAUACCAGCUGGCCAGCACCAAUAAUUUGACUGUGAUUAAUGCUCAAGAGGCCAAAGGGACCCGGUACACACAGAUUGUCAUACCUAGCGAGGAGUACUACCAGACUGCACUGGGAUCGACAGUCACACGAUAUGCUGCGACGGCAGCCUCUUGGAAUUUUGCCUUCGGCUUAUACGGCUUUUGGGGCGUAGUCAUGCUAAUAGGCAUCUUGCAGCGAAUUAUUCGAGCAAGGCCUGCAAGACUUUUUCCCAGCAGUUGGCCAGCUCUACAACGUGUUCCAAGCGUCCCCUCUCCCGCGUUCAGCCCGCCUGGAAAAGUCGUGACCACUAUCAUAAUAGCCUACACAACGCUUUGCAUCAUCGCCUGUUUCCCCGCAUACAAAACCUAUCGGGGUAAUAUCUACUACGCCAGCGAAAGGAUCGAGUUGGGGAAGUAUAUCUCCAAUCGGCUGGGAAUUUUGACUGCCGCUAAUAUUCCGCUCAUUUGGUUGUUUGCUGCUCGAAAUAAUCCCCUUCUAUGGGUAUCUGGAUGGUCUUACCCGGUUUUCAGUCAGUUUCAUCGUUGGACCGCACGCAUUACAGCUCUGCUGGCCAUUGCACACGGGAUAGGCUACUCAAUCACGAAUUCCUACAAAAAGACAUAUUACGUGACCUGGAAUGAGAGCUACUGGCGUUGGGGAGUGAUAGCGCUUCUCGCGAUUUGUGUCCUCGCCGCUACAUCCAUUCCCAUACUUCUGGCCCGCUACUACGACUUGUUCCUUAUCAUGCAUACGGCCUGCGCCGCUGUAGGCUUGGCCGGCGUCUACUAUCAUCACAACGAGCUCCUCGAAAGAAAUACCUAUCACCUGUUCGUCUGGAUUGCCGUGGCCGUAUGGAUCGCGGAACGUCUGCUCCGGCUCGUCAGAAUCACGCGGAACGGAUAUGCUCAGAUCAAUACUUAUGCCAAGCUUACCCUUCCAGAAGGCUCAGACAUGCUGAGGCUAGAUGUCACAGAGCACUUCAAGAAUUCGCAUCAUGCACCAGGGCUCGGACAGUACUAUUUCAUACGCGAGCCACUUCGGUGGAAAGGAUGGGAAAGCCAUCCCUUUACGCUCUGUUCUUGGCCUCUGAGUACUUCGGCUCCAAACAGUCGACUAGAGUUCUCGAAAGGCGCGGCGAUUGAGACCAACGCACACAGGAGCAAGGAAUCGAGUAUGGGGUACUGUUUUCUAAUCAGCCCUCGCAGGGGCUUUACAAGUAGAUUGAAGAAUCUAGCUUCAAGUCCCGCCUCCUCGUCUGCGAUAUCUCCGCAGAGGGUUGAACAUCAAGGCAGGAACGUUCGUCUUUUGCUGGAAGGUCCUUACCCUGUUGCUACUCUCGCAUUGGCCCCAUCUGGUUCCAUGCUUCUUCUGGUAGCAGGGGGCUCUGGGAUCAGCUCUUGUAUCCCUCGGCUCUAUCAAUACAUCUCUCACGAAAAUUACCUCGGAGUCCAUCUGGUCUGGGUAGUCCGUUCCAUGGGGACCUUCAACGACGUUCGCGAGCAUGAGCUGGCCAGCUUGCUUAUGAAUGAGAAGCAGACGAGGGGUGUAGAGAUCAGUGUUUACGUGACCUCCUCACCAGCUUCAGACAGUGGGCAAGGGCGGAACACAGAGCGAGCGAGUCGUGAAGCAGACGAUCAGCCGCAAAACACCCAGACCUUAUACAAGACGUAUUCUGGUCGGCCAGACCUCGACACUUUGAUCAAAACCGAGUGCGAGAAGGCCAGUGUCAAUUUCUCGUCUCUCAGCAUCUUCUGUUGUGGACCGCCUUCUUUAGCAAUGAGAUGUAGAGCUGCUACCAAAGCUUCAAAAAGUGCAGGGGGUGGGCCACCGACAGAGUUUGUUGCACAUGAACAUGGAUGGUGA